This is a messenger RNA of Brienomyrus brachyistius, 835 nucleotides long. Its product is annotated as tumor necrosis factor receptor superfamily member 14-like. NCBI's taxonomy places the organism in Eukaryota, Metazoa, Chordata, Actinopteri, Osteoglossiformes, Mormyridae. The transcript is spliced from 6 exons. Gene Ontology annotation, molecular function: protein binding. Gene Ontology annotation, biological process: positive regulation of T cell migration; defense response to Gram-negative bacterium; positive regulation of peptidyl-tyrosine phosphorylation. The record is from RefSeq and is a predicted model, not a curated record. Gene Ontology annotation, cellular component: external side of plasma membrane. Bases 16 to 678 code for a protein of 220 amino acids.
GUCUGGGCUCGGUUUAUGGUCUGCCUCUCAAUGUAUUUAAUUCUUCUUCUUCUGUGUGUUAAUUAUAACCCCUGUUCUGCAUGCGGCCAGGCUGAAUAUAAAAUCGGUGAUGAAUGCUGUCCUAUGUGUCUCCCCGGAAAUCGUGUCUACAGACAUUGUACAGCGUCCACCAACACUUCAUGUGUUCCAUGCCCAGAUUCUACAUUUAAUGCCCAGCCCAAUGGUCUUGAACAGUGCAGCCCCAGUACAGUCUGUGUUAAAGUCCUUGGUGUGAAAACAGUGACAGCAUGUACACCCACUUCAGAUACAGUGUGUGGGGUCCUGGAAGGGCACUAUUGUAUUAAUCCUUAUAAGGGAGGAUGCAGGGCAGCCAAUAAACACACAGUCUGCAAACCUGGACAGUUCAUCCAACAGCCUGGAACAGAAUACACUGAUACCGUCUGUGAGGACUGCAGUGAUAAUUCAUACUCUGAUGGCUCCUUUACCGCCUGUAAACCACACACAGACUGUGAAUCCAGAGGACUUGUCACAGUUAAAGCAGGAGACCAAGCAGCUGAUUCUGAAUGUGGAGAGAAAAGUUUUGAUAUUGAAGUAUCAGUUGGAAUAGUAGCAACAGCAGUAGUAGCAGCAAUAAUAGUAACAAUAUACAAAUUAUAUAAAAAGAAAUAUAGAAUAUAGAAAAUAUUCCCUUGUACGAAUAUUACAUAUUCUUGUACAUAAGUGCAUGCAAGUGUUUAUAAACAUGAUUUUUAUUCAGUAUGUUGAAAAAAAUCCAUUGUCAUUGGUCAUAAUCUGAAAUACUAAACAAUGAAGAAGUGAAUUUGAAUGACACAAA